UUAUCAUUCGCUCUAGAGGCUGGCCACCACCUUCAUCAAAGCGCGUUCUCUCGUCGAUAAAAGAGAGAUCUUUUUUUCCCCUCUCCGAUCUCACCUGCUCCGACGACUCCAACGCCGGCGACCCCGACGUCUACGGUGACUACCAGGGUCCAAGUCAGGUUGUAACUGAAGUUCUUGCUGACAAUGGUUCUGGAUUCUAUCUCAUCUCCGCACCGGAGGCCGCAAAACUCUUCAUUCUUGUCAACCUCAUUCAAGAAGCAGACAGCAAGCCGUGACACGUGGUCUACUCUCUUCGAGCGACAUCGGUUCCUCUUGACAAUGCUAGCUUUAUUGGCUUUCUUAUGCACUAUAUAUCUCUACUUUGCAAUCACUUUAGGUGCUACAGACUCUUGUUCUGGCUUGUCUGGCUCAGAGAAGGCUUUAUGUCAAACAAGAUCCUUAAUGUCCCACAAAGGAAAGCUCAAACUCUUCUAGCUUUUUAUGAGUCUUUGUUUUAUCAGCAAUCCAUUUUAACUAUGUCUUGGAUUGCAUUAUUUAUCAUUUUUUUGACACCUUGUUCAUGCUGUCUAAAUUCAUUGUAAGAACUAUAUAUUUGUUUUGUUUUUUUUUUAAUUUAAUAUUAUUAUCUUUGACUA
Molecule: messenger RNA, 635 nt
Organism: Dioscorea cayenensis subsp. rotundata (Guinea yam)
Lineage: Eukaryota; Viridiplantae; Streptophyta; Magnoliopsida; Dioscoreales; Dioscoreaceae
Exons: 2
Coding region: 184-474 (96 amino acids)
Source: RefSeq, a predicted model, not a curated record